AUUAUAUUUUCUCUAUUUAUCUAGAACGGAUAAACUUGUACAUAUACAAGGAUCGUUUGAGUGCAAUAAGUAAGCAUAAAGAAAAAUUCUUGCUCUCACUGCGAGAUUUCUGUUGUGCUGAAAGUAUUGAUAAAGAGAGCAAGCCGCCAAAGUUGGUUGUAAUUACUGAAUCACAAGCUCUGUCAUUGAGAUUUGAGAAGCAAGAAGAUCGAGAUCAUUGGGUCGAUGCCAUAGUCAGUGAAGGAGGGUUUGGAGAAGGUACAGUGUUAUGUUUUGAAACUCGAGUGUAUUAUACAUCCAGUAGACUUGCUCCAAGUCGACCUCCACUGUAUCUAUUACCUCCACAAAGUUGGGUGUGGAAUUUGGGGUAUGACUAAAGGGAGAGUUACCAACCGGAGAGUUAUCUCGGAAAGUUAUGAUUUCGGAGAGUUAGGUUCAAACCACACCCACUUUCCCCAGCGACCACACCCAAUUUCUUAACUCUCCUGACGUUUCCUUGAACUAACAUGAGAGAGUUAUAUUUGACAUAUAACUCUCUCUCAUCAUUAUGAAGAUGUUAGAGAGAUAUCAUUUUUUAAAACUCUCUGCGUUCACAAUUGUGGCAAUGAUGAUGAGAGUUUUUUGAGAAAACCUUAGUAAAGCCUGUUUCUUCAGCUUUUCAUGCGGAGAGUUAUAAAAAAUGAUAACUCUCUAACAUCUUCAUAAUGUUAACGAGAGAAAGUUAUGUCAAACAUAACUCUCUCAUGUUAGUUCAAGGAAACGUCAGGAGAGUUAAGAAAUUGGGUGUGGUAGUUGGGAAAAGUGGGCGUGGUUCGAACAUAACUCUCCGAAAUCAUAACUCUCCACUUCAUAACUCUCCGUUUAGCCGGUCCCUGGAAUUUGUGCUAUUUCUUGUGUUAAUUAGACUUUCAGAAGUCUAGUAUAUGAAAUAAGGCGUAAAAAAAAUACCUGUGGUUCCGGUUUCAUAUCGCGAAAAAAUUAGGGUCGGUAGGUCGGAAAUAAUUUUUUUUUUUAAUAUUUUUUCAUGGUUUUUUCAAUAAUUGGUGUGACAACAGACGCCAUUUUGGCAGCAGCCCGCAACCACCCGGAGAAAAUAGGGUCGCACGGUCAAUCGCGACAUCGCGUUGAAAAAAUAAUAGGGUCGGCAGGGAAAAAAUAGGGUCGGUCGGGAACCGGAACCACAGGUAUUUUUUUUACGCCUAACCAAACGCGCGAGUGACUUUUUUAUCAGGUUCCCUCUGAUUGGCUGAACAGCUAAUCAACAUAGGGAGCAAAAUUCCUUACUCUUACGUAAAGUAAGUCCUCUAAAAUUCCUUCACCUUUCGAGAAAAGACGAAAGUCUACAAUUCUAUGAACCUGAGGCAUCCCCAUUCGCGCAUUCCGCGUUGAAGAGGGAUUUGGAGAAAGUGUGGAACAAUCAAUGUGGAAACUUUUUCAUGUGAAGUUUCACUAUCAAAAUGUAUGCGAGAUUGAUCCCAAACAGUGCUUGAGCAUAGAUUAAAGUCACUAUGCAGUUCUGGUGGCAUGCACAAACUUUCGUGGAAGCUUUCACUCCGGUGGAGUAUAAGUAAGAUCGCACCAAGCACGCAGUGAAAUUUGGAGCAUCAUCUGACUUGUGUUAACAUAUAAUGAAAUUUAAAUGGUUUGGUAAGGGGAUGUUGAACUGUUAGAUUCCCAGUUAACUGCAUGUGCAUAUAUGGUGCGGUCCUAGCCUCCACUAUGUUUUUUGACCAUGCACGCACACGAGAAUAGACACCCACUGUAGUUUUUGGACGGUCAGUAUUGAUAUCCUGGCAAAUCCAUGAUCUAUAUGCGGUCCUAAAUCGUUCUACUGUAAUUUUUAGAUGUAACGUAUGACGGCAUUCUUCCCAGUAAACAACCGUUGAAAUCUGGUGAAGUUACUCUUCAUAUCUAUCCUAAUUUCUUUACUUUGAUACGCAAACAAAACUUUCGCUGUAUUGGUCGUUGGAAAUUUGAACAAUUAUUUAACUACGGCCCAGUGGACGGUGGCUUCGUGUUCCGUGUUGAAAAUGAAUCGGAUACGAGUGCUGAACCAGAUUCGUUUCUUUUGGUGACGUCUUUAGAGAAGCAAAUUAAUCGAACUUUUGAUACAAUUUACAAAACUGCACAGCAUAUGUAUGGGAGUGCUGGUAAGUACUUAUUUUUAAUUUAUACUACUUGCUUGCAAAUCGUUGUAGCCCGUACCCUUAUCCAUUAAUUUAAACCUGCUAUGAUGAUCUCACUAUAUUCUGAUAUAAUAUAAAAUACCCACAGCUUGACAAAACUGCAGUGUGCGAGAGUCGCGUUACAGCCUGUUUAAUUCAAGAGGAAUCAUCAGGUGGCUGUGAAUAAUGUAUUUUUUUAUGAUAUUAUUAUUGAUUAGUAAUAGAAAUGAUUAGCAUAUGGCAUUAUUGAAUAUUGAUGUUUUUGGUCGACGAGGCAAGCGGAUAUUUCUGAUGUACCGGGUGGCGCAAAAAAAUGUUCCUCCUCUUUGAUUUAUUGUAUUUAAAAAACUAAAGAAGCCAUCUUAUUCAAAUAAAGUUUAUUGAACGCAGUAAUGUCUACAGUAACUUAAAUUUUGAUGUAUACCUUAAACAUUUCUAUAGAAUUAAGAAUAUUAGCCGAGAUAUAGGCGUUUAAACUCAAGGUAGCAUUUUUGGAAGAAGCGAAAAUUGGCCAUUUUACUACCAUAAGGCCAAAUAAAAAAAAAAAAUGGUUAGCGUCACCGCCCGCCUCUCGAUUUCUGCCGCCUCUGAAUUUUUAAAAAAAUUUUUUCGCGCGAUAGGAGCGCGUGGGCUUGGGUAUACAAGGUUCUUAUAGCAAAAUGGCGGCCUUCGCAACAUCAGUACAAAAAAUAUCACCGAUAUGGAGGAAAAACCGCCCCCAUCCCCUCCAACAAAUACUAUUAAAAAAAUAAAAAACGAGUAAAUUUGUGAGAGUGUGACGCUAACCAAGUAUUUUUUUAUUUGGCCUAAUGCAAAUUAAUAGACCAUUUUAGGCCAUUUUUUGUUUACCUUGAGUGUAAACGCCUAUAUCUUGGCUAAUAUUUUAUAGAAAUGUACAAGGCUUACAUCUUAAGUUAGACAUAACUACGUUCAAUAAAUUUUAUUUGUAUAAGAUAGAUUUUUCAGUUUUUUUAAUUACAACGAGUCAUAUAGAGGGGGAACAUUUUUGCGCCACCCGGUAUAUAUGUAGUAUAUUAAUUAAAGACACACAAUAUGUUUUAUUAAAUGUAAAUUGCAUGUAGUAGAGUGCAGAACCGUAGCCAAGCCCAAGGGCAAGGGUGCGAACUGCGACAUUUGUCGCACCAAUAUUUUCACAGUUUUUGACUUACACCAAGUACCAUCGUACUCCACUCGUUUCUAUAUGUCUUUUGAAUUCGGACAUUUGGCGCCGGCUAAUUCCAACCAGUGUUUAUACGCGAAUUUUAAUACAUAUUAUCAGACAGGUUUUUUAUUAUCAGACAGAAAUGCCGUACGAGGUCAUACGCUCUGUAGUAAAGUCCUGCUAUGAGUAGCGUAUAAACCUGCAUACGUCUGCAUAUCGCCGUAUAUCCAUGCGUAUGCCGCCAUAUGCCACCCUGCUUGAAGCGCAUGCCAGCGUAUAUCAGCGUAUACCAACGUAUGAUUGAUAUUUUCCAUACGCUACAUGGCAUACGCUAGUACGAUACGCAAUAGUGUGACAGGCCCAUAAGUUGACGUACGUUUAAUCGAUGUUGACGUACGAUUUUGUAUACUAUACUAUACUAUACUAUACUAUACUACCAGUUUUCAUAUAAAAUUCCCGUAUAAAAAUGCGUUUGAAAUGCUGGAUUUAUACGACGUAAACAAAGAUGUCGGUCCAGGAUUCAGGCAGUGAACUCGAUGUUUCUAGAUCAAGUUUCAUGUUUGAUUGUUAUAAAUAUAUGGAUAUUUCAGAAUCAGGGUUAGAGCCAUAGUCGAUAGAGGCAAAUGUUUGUUCAUUGUCUGAAGGCAAACAGAAAGGGAUAAGGGUCAGGCAGCUCUGCUGUAUGAAGUGUACGCGAUCGUACUUGACUGACUUUGUAUUUCCUCGCGUCUGUUCCUUCUAUUUACUUUUAUUCAUCUAUAUCAAUAAACCCAUGAUAAUGUCGGGCAAUUUCGAUCAACGUCGGGCAAUUAUUUUGUGUCCGCCGCCUAUGAUCGGAAAAUUGCGAAAUUCAUCAUGACGAUAUUGGGUUUGCAAUUUCCAACAUUAAUAUCAUAGAUCUUUCCCAAAAUAGAUGUAGGUUUUCAUUGCGUAGUUCCUCCCACGGUCUGGAAACCCUUCAUGCAUAGAUCAGCUGAUGCCGGUAAAAAACUUAUAACACAAGUGAUAAGUGUUCUUUUAAUGAAAUGUAACACAAUGCAUUAAUAAAUUAUAUAUGAUGCAGACAUGCAGUAAUAAAUUAUGGAUAAUCAGAUGCGGUUUAAUCGUCGACAUCGAUUUGUCCUAUAUUUUCCUGAGGCAGAUUGUUCAAGACUGGAUUAGCGCUAACCCUGGGUUUAAAUUUAACCUGCUGAUUUAGUUUAUGUAUUUCUGCACGUCUGUUUAUUUCAAAACUUCAGAACAGAAACCUCUACUGACCCAUACAAGAUUCUUGAAGAAAUAUUGCCAAAUUUAUAAAGUAACAAGCUGUUGGCGAAGUUUGCUUUGAAUUUUAGGCACAACCGAACAUCAUGACACGGCUUUCGAACAACUGGCCCGUGAAGGUGAAAUUAAACAGCUUUUUCCCCCAAUAAGAAAUUUAUUGCACCAAAAUAACAAUAAUAAUAAUAAUUUAUUUUAACUAGAAAUGUCGCAACAUGAAUUGCAUUAUCGGUGAGCAUUAUUAGUAUCAAUUACUUUCGUUUUAGAAAAAUGUACCCAGAAUAGAUUGUGAUAUUUUUAAAUCCUCUAUUGACUACACUCUGACGUCAGAAGUCUAAAUUUGUAAUAAGUGUCCUUUGUCCAUUUGUCUGCUUUCCCAAAAAUAUCCCGAAUUUAAUUCCGUGGGAGGAUAAUAUACACGCGAUGAGGACUAAUAUGACGUCAUAGCGCGAUUCACGUAAUUUGUGUUUAUUUUAUAACGGAAGCGUUUAUACUUUAACGUGUUCUGUCUCACAUCGAAACUUGGCUGUCAGGAUAGUUUUAUUUAGAGGAUAUUUCAGCAUUUUGGAAACAAUCCAACAUGAGUGGGAGAAAUUCCUGCCGGCUGUGCAUGUGUGGAAGUGAGUAUAGUAGUGAAUAUAUAACCAAUUUUGGAAGAAUCUUUAUUUUCAUCGCUUUAGUUUAUAGUUAAUAUUAAUGUCGUAGUGGAUUUUGAGUCGCUUUGUCCAUAUUCAUGUAUAGGUAUUGAAUUGACGAAAUGAUUGGCUGUAUAUUUUGUCUUAAUUUCAGUAUGUUUGUAAGCAAAAUAAGCAAUUAAUAUAACGGCCCUACAAAGAUUUCUGGUUCGAAGCCUUUUCAGGGGGAUCUUCAUUUUGUUUGCUGAUACACUACCUGAAAAGUAUAAAAAGAAUCUCGCAUGUGCUUUUACAGUGAAAACGAUCACGUGAUCGGUAAACCAAUCAGAUGGAUUUAGUAAAACAAAAAGUUAAAUCACAUUGUCCUCUUUGUGUCAACUUUGGUAGCAUUGAGAGCCGCAAAAUUAAAGACAUUUUUGCAUCUCAUUUCCAAACUUGACACCGUUUACUCCCAUGGUAUUAAUGAGCGUUUUUCCCAUGUUUAGCCGAAUCUGUCUAUGCUUGACACUGACAGUUCUUCUCUUUCUCACCUUACUGCAUAUUUGUUCUCAUAUAUUCCAUGUAUAUUGAUGUCUAGCUUCCACAUAUAGUAAUAUAUUCUGCAAUGUUCUUUACAUUUUAUGUUUACACUUUGUUUUCACUAAAUCCAUUUGAUAGGUUCAUCUUUAUCACGUGAUCGCUUUUCUAUUCACAAUUUCCGCAGACGGAACGGCCUUCGCUCGAAACGGCGAUUUUCUUUUUAUAUUUUUCAGGAAGUUGUAUCCUUUACAAAAGUUCGCAUUGUAUUCUUCGCUACCUAUUAUAUACUACCACCCACCGUUCGGGAGUAUUAUUAGCAACAAGUAUUAUUUUGCAACAUUAAUAUGUCUUGAACUCUCCAAUUGUAUUGGGUGAAAUGCCCCAACAAGAUUUUAUUUACUAUAUUAGUAUAUCCAGUCCUCUACUAGAACUUUUGGCUUGCUCUGCACUGUAGUGGGAAGCUGGAACGGGAUUACAAUUUCUUGUAGGCACGUGUACCAAUUCGAGCGGAAUUCAUGAUUUGCACUCACUGAUCACGGAAAUUGUGUUAACAUGCAUGCAUGAACAUAAAUAUAAAAAAUAUUUGCGGGAUCUGCCAUGAUUUGAUGCAGUAGUCAAACAAUCGCUCACUGGAAAUUAUGAUAUAUCUCACUCGAGAGCAUUUUCUCUUUCCAAACUCUAAACCUUGCUUAGACCUUAAAAGUGCAAAAAGUGCAAUGGGUACGCUCUCCAUUGUAAAUCUUGGCUGCAUGUACAAGGAUUAUGAAGACGAUUGAGUAUUCAGUGCCCUUUUCGCGCUUAGAGUUUAAGGUUAAAAGUUUAUUAAGGUUUAGAGUUUUGAAGGACAAUAUAUAUGUUUUGGUAGAAUAUAUUAUAGAACAUAUCACAGAAUAUAUUACAUCACAAUGAUAUAUUAUUUGCACUGAUGAAUAUCCGGGCUUACGGAUUGUAUGCUUUGCAAUAAUAAAUAUACAUGGUGUUUCCUCAAGCCAAAACGUAUUUUAUAUUAUCAGUUCUAGCUCUUUGGUAAUGGUCGCCAUGGAAACCUUCGUCAAACUGAAAUGCAUGAUAAAUGUCAAUGCUUGUUGCAGCCACUGGUGUGGCCAAGCACAUGCCAAGGAAAAAGCGAAAUAAGAGAUUCAGUAAAAAUGUAAAUUAUGAAAGUUAUGUGACAAGCUCAAUAUUCAUGCAUUUUUAUCUUCGAUUUGCCUUGUUUUAUGAAUUAUGCUAAACAGGUCACGUUUCCAUUAGUAUUGUAUGCACGCACUUACUACUUUCUUUAAACCGUCAGUUCAUUUAGCUGUCAUCCGCAUGCUGCAUGUCAAUUUUGAAACUACAAUCAUCGCUUCACGUUCAAUUAUUGCGGUUUUUGCAUGGAAUUUUAUUGUUUUCGACCUAGUGUAUAUCGACUAAGGUCCAAACAUUUUAUGGAGAUUAUUCGGUCAAAUACACCAUAUGGCGUUUUAGUUAUGCACGAGGCAUACCUAAGUCAAGAGACACUUUACGUAAGCAUGACUGGGUCCGUAAAGGGACUGGCUCGCUUCUUGCAUGAAUUUACGGUUACAACUAUAUUGAAAACGCACAAAAUAAAAUUGAAAUGCAUCUCGGUGAAGUUGAAGGUCAUACUUGCCUUAAAUAUACUUCAAAUCGUCUGUUGUAACCAAGAGAAUAUUUUCGUGACAAGAUUAUCUCUGUUUACGGGCUCGUGUAUAAACAACCUGAGUACUAUAUAUAUAUAUUAUGAUAAAAAUAUCUCUCUUGUAAUACAUUUUUCUCCAUCCCGCACGUAAAUAACAUUUUUUAAAGAAUUGUAAUAAACUCAGUGGCGUAUCCGCGUAUGGGGAUGUAUAAUGUUCAGAGGGGCUCCGUUGUUUGCCUAGUUCGGUUACAAUAUUGCGGGAACAAACCGUGCCUGCUCAAAGGAAGAUGUUAAAGUUAGUUAUUAGUCAAUUAGAUCAUUUUCCUGAUCGAAUAAGAUUUUUUGUGUGUUUUUUUUUAUGGUUCCAACAGAGGAAUUGCAAUCGUUAAGAGUCUUGCUGCGAACUUGCUGCAGGACAGGUCGUUGUGGUAUUGAUACUGCAGGAGGAAUAUUCGAUCGAUUUAGUAUACCAGGAAAAUAUUCGUCUUCUUUAAUUAAAAUCAAGCUUGGCGACUAUUUUAAGUAAAAUAUACAAUGACCGUGGCGAAGCCCUGAUAGUGAAACUAGAAACGAUACAAUUAUGGCUUAAUUAUAGACACAUUUGCAAUAUAGUGCAUGGUUUUGCCCUGUUGCGAUAAUUUACGAGUUAUGAGAUAACUAAGAUAAUUUGUCUUGUUUGCUAUUUUUUGGUCACGUCCCAAAUUUGACUAUACUUAUUAAGUCAAAGUAAGUCUCCUCCUCUUGACAAACAGUACCGCUUUAUUUACUGAUAUUGAAAUGCACAAGUGAUAAAGUGUUGUUAUUGGCUAUUCGUUUUGAUCGCAGCCUUUGAUUGGUAAUCGAACUAAACUAUAUAAGUUGUUGUUUCUAUAUUUGGUUAUCUCGUAAGUAAAUUUACGUCGAGAUUCGGCAGCAAAUUUCCAUUUCUGUCUGAUUGACGUCGGCCAAUACACUUAUUUGCGUACAAUAGGCCAUUUUCCCAUGCCAUUAUAAGUAUGUGUUUGAGCAUAUGUACUAACAUUGCACGUUCUUCGACUUCGUGUACAAGAGACUAUGGGAUUUUGUUCAUUUUUAUGCCGUGCAACUUCAGGUAGAAUCCGUAGUUAUAUAGUGAAUAUUGCUUGUUUUGCAUAAAGCUAACGCAAGUUUUGUUUUACAGAAGGGCUGCAAAGACCUGCAAAGUUAAAUUCACCAAAAGCGCCAAGACCCCGAUCAAUGAGUGAACCUUCUGGCUUUAAACGUUUCAUGCAAAGACUGAGUAUUCGUCGGAAAAGCAGAAGACCGAAAUCUCCCAAAUGGCAGGAGAAAGCCAGUCAUCCGGCGGAAAUUGAAAGUAGUAGCUCUGCAGGCUCUCCGGAGAAAAAGACUAACUUCGGCGGAGGAAGCUUGCAACAUGCAUCUGCAAAGAACGGUGCUGCGAAAGGUUCGGAGAAUCAUCUUAGUCCAGAAUCACUUAACGAAAGAAAAUCUCAAGGCAGUGCGACGUCGUCAUCUGCCGGUGUUUCACCGUCUGCAUCUGAUGGAGUUUUAUCUAGCCAUGAACAAGUAGAUACUGGAGACAGUACUUCUGAAGAUAUGAGGAGAGUGAAUGGAGUAAACCACCCUGAGAAUGCUAGCAAAGACAAUGCCGGUGAACAUGAGUGUGAAAUUGAUGCAGGGAAGGGUGUUUGUAAAGAUCACGGUGAUAUGAAAGGUUCGUUAUCCGUCCCUGGCGCUGACACCCAGAACGAUGUGGACGCGACAAUCUGGCAACGGAGGAGUGCCUUGUUUCUAAACACAGACGACAUGAUUCGUGAAGGACUCAUCAAAACAAAACAAUCCGAUCGACGCGCGAGUGAUCCCCCAACACGUAAUGGUGAAGGGAAUAACAACUCUGGGUCAGUAGCAUCCCCCGAGGCAAGAUCUUUCGAAGGCGCCGGAAUACAAGCACGUAGAAACACAAGUGGCAGCCGCGGGAAACGACCUAUGUUAACUAUAGAAAUCACGCCAAGCGGCAGUGAACCGUCUUUAAAUCAAUAUGUGAAUGUACCUGAAAAACCAAGGGCGAAGCAGGUAGCUAGACUUCAACCUGGUGAAUGGGAUAGAUACGACAGUGAGGAAAAUGUUUAUCAUCAUCUGGAUAAAGUAAUCGGACAACCAGGAUACCAAAAUCUACCAGGAUCAGAGAAAACUAUGAGCUCAACAUCGUUGAAUAAUUCCUACCAAAAUCUCGCUGCUCGACUGCCAAACGCUCAUUCGUAUGAGAAUGUAGUUGGAGCACGUAAUGAGAUACAUUAUAUUAACGUCGAGGCAAAACAACAACAAGCAGUGAACUAUAUUAAGGUUUCUGGUUCCGGACCACCGACUCCAAUUCAAAAGAACCCAUCCUUCAGUUCGAGAAAAGGAAAUCCUGAUUAUACCGAAAUUGACUUUGUUAAAACUAGAAGACUAGGAGAGAUGUCGCGUGAAGCGAAGAAAGAGAGGGUGGAAAGAGUGAAAAAGACUUAAAUUUUUGAACGUCCACAGAGGGUAAAACCUUUUUGGUUUUGCAAUUGUGUAUAUUUAUUUAGCUAUGGGUCUGAAACGUCUAACUAUUUUAAUAUUUUAUCUAAAACUUUAGCCACUAGAUUGAGAUUUAUCUAGUAAGAUGCAUGAGGCUUUAUCGUGGUACGGAAUCAUGGGAAAACAAUGAUAAAGGCGCAUGGUAGCAGGCUUGUAAUUGUAGCAGCUGCACCUAUUUUGUACAACAAUAACAAUGACUAGAAAAAUAACGAACAAACGGGGACUACCAUUUAGUAGAGCGCUGCUUGGUGGUAGCUAAUUUUAACUGGGUUGCAUUUUAUGCGUUUUAUGACAUUAUCAUACGAUAAACAUCGCUUUGAAUAAACAUUAUACAUAUUUAUUUAUGUAGAGCACUUGUUGCUUCCUUACGUAAAAAAGAGGUGUGCCCCUGGGUCCCAUACUGUGUGUCUGAAUCGUUUCCCCUGGUUUUAUAGUAAGUAGGCUGCGUAGUUAAAGUAAAGGUAUACAUAACGAGUUUGUUAGAACGAAAUGCAACGGUAAGGCAAAAUUUUUGUAGAAACCUUGCUUUACUAUGAACUUGGAACUGUUAGACAGUCUCGUAUAUAUAAAAUAAAAUGAACAGGUAAUAAUAGUUCAUUUUGGGGAAUAACUCUUUUUUAUGUUAGAAUUGUUUAGGUUUUUUAACAAUUACUUAAGCUGCAGUGUGCAUAUUUAGUGGCAAUUAUUUUUACUGUAGAAAUAAUGUAAAAUAUAUUGUGCCUUGUGGAAAGUAUUUCCAUUCUUUGUACAAUAGUAUUGUGAACAAACAUUUGUGCUGGUCAUAGAUUGCAUUGUUCAACAUGUCAAUACUAUAGAAUCAGGACUUUUUUAAAAAAUAAUUACAGUAAUGAUGUAACUUGUUUUUAAUGAAAAUAAAGUGUACUUCUUUGGUGUUCAA
Molecule: messenger RNA, 10819 nt
Organism: Paramuricea clavata
Lineage: Eukaryota; Metazoa; Cnidaria; Anthozoa; Malacalcyonacea; Plexauridae
Source: the annotation of a GenBank genome assembly